Molecule: messenger RNA, 1634 nt
Organism: Marmota flaviventris (yellow-bellied marmot)
Lineage: Eukaryota; Metazoa; Chordata; Mammalia; Rodentia; Sciuridae
Gene: Usp18
Product: ubiquitin specific peptidase 18
Biological process (GO): protein deubiquitination
Cellular component (GO): cytosol; nucleus
Molecular function (GO): cysteine-type deubiquitinase activity
Source: RefSeq, a predicted model, not a curated record
UGUGUUUUCACAGAGGCUCUGUUGCACCUGGCCCAUGUGAGCUCCUCCUGGAAGUUAAGUGGUGGAGUCCUGAACACCUGCCAGGCAGCCUUGGCCUGGGGAUUUUGAAGUCAUCAUUAAUGGGCAAAGUGUUCGCGUUCCUGAGAGAAACUUGCCAGUUAAUCCUGGCUGAGUCUCAGCAGUACCCGGGGCAAUCCACCUCGAAGAAGGAAGAGAACAACAACAUGAAGAGGGAGAGAGAACAUUUCAAUGCCUGGGACAACCCUCAUGGCCUGGUUGGUUUACACAACAUCGGACAGACCUGUUGUCUUAACUCCCUAAUUCAGGUAUUCAUAAUGAACGUGGACUUCACCAAGAUAUUGAAAAGGAUAAAAGUGCCAAGGGAAGCAGGAGAACAGAGAAGAAGUGUUCCCUUCCAGCUUCUUUUGCUGCUGGAGAAGAUGCAAGACAGUCGGCAGAAAGCAGUGCGACCCAUGGAGUUUGCCUACUGCCUCCAGAAGUACAAUGUGCCACUGUUUGUCCAGCAUGAUGCUGCUCAGCUUUACCUUACAGUCUGGAACCUAAUUAAGGACCAAAUCACUGACAUGGACUUGGUAGAUAGGUUGCAGGCCUUGUACAUGAUCCGGAUGAAGGAGUCCUUGAUUUGUCUAGACUGUGCCAAGGAGAGUAGCAGAAACAGUAGCAUGCUUACUCUCCCUCUUUGUCUUUUUGAUAUGGACUCAAAGCCCCUGCAAACACUGGAGGAUGCCCUACGCUGUUUCUUCCAGCCCAGGGUGUUAUCCAGCAAGUGCUUCUGUGAGAACUGUGGGAAGAGGACACAUAGCAAACAGGACUUGAAGCUGACCCAUUUGCCCCAGACCUUGACCAUCCACCUCAUGCGAUUCUCCAUCAAGAAUUCACGGACAGAAAAGAUCUGCCACUCACUGUAUUUCCCCCAGAGCUUAGAUUUCAAUCAGGUUCUUUCAAAUGAGCAAGUCCUCGGUGAUGCCAAGGAACAGUCUGAAGGGCAGUUUGAACUCUUUGCUGUGAUUGCCCAUGUGGGGAUUGCUGACUUGGGUCAUUACUGUGCCUAUAUCCGGAAUUCUGUGGAUGGAAGAUGGUUUUGCUUCAACGACUCCCAUGUUUCUUGGGUGUCCUGGGAAGACAUCCAGUGUACCUAUGGAAAUCGUAAUUAUCGCUGGCAGGAAACAGCAUAUCUUCUGGUUUACAUGAAGACUGAGUCCUAAUGGAUAUUUAUUCUAUAUCUUCAGAGAUUGACAGACUAUCAUUUUCCUUUCCUAUUCUUGGAUCUAUUGACUCUUGUAUGAGAUUCUACAAUGAAAAAAAGCAUCACUUUCCAACUGUAUAGUUACAUGUUAUUUAUAAUCAGGUGGGGAUUAUGUUUUGGAUCUGGUUUGUCUUUCAAAGGUUCAUGUGCUGGAGACUUGGCCAAACAUGGCAGUGUUGAGGUGGUGGAAACUUUUUAAGGGGUGGGGCCUGGUGGGAGGUAAGUAAGUUCAUUGUUUUUCCCCUUCUUCAUUAUGAUGGUUCCCUUUCACUUCUCAACCAUGUUCUGAUUGCCAGCUUGUUGGCAUCAUGCUGAUAAGACCUUCCAGUCACCAGAAUGUGAGCCAAAUAAAUGUAUUUACAAAGUA